Messenger RNA from Postia placenta MAD-698-R-SB12, 1419 nucleotides. RefSeq lists its product as hypothetical. Bases 1 to 1419 code for a protein of 472 amino acids. Lineage: Eukaryota; Fungi; Basidiomycota; Agaricomycetes; Polyporales; Adustoporiaceae. Gene Ontology annotation, molecular function: transmembrane transporter activity. Gene Ontology annotation, biological process: transmembrane transport. The record is from RefSeq and is a predicted model, not a curated record. The transcript has 14 exons.
AUGGGCAUGCCGGAUAAUGGCAACGGCGAGGUGACGUUCUCCGACGUCAAGAAAGAGUCGGUAGACGAAUGGGAGUUUGACAUCGCGAACCCGCGCAACUGGUCUUCGACGCGGAAAUGGAUCUGCGUCAUCAUAGUCAGCUUCUACUCGUUUGUGUCCCCUCUGAGCUCGUCGAUGAUGGCGCCUAGUCUUCCAGAUAUCUCGACACACUACGGAAUCACGAGCUCGACGAUACAGGCGUUGACCCUUUCCAUUUUCCUCCUCUCCUUCGCAAUAGGGCCGCUCUUCUUCGGGCCUCUGAGCGAGAUGUACGGCAGAGCCUGGGUACUGCACCUGUCCAAUAUUUUACUUCUUGGUGCCAACAUCGGCUGUGCGUUCGCCCCGAAUACUGGAGCAUUGAUUGGAUUCCGUUUCCUGGCUGGCUGGGGCGGGUCCGCCUCCGUAGGAAUCGGUGGCUCAGUGGUUUCCGAUAUCUUCGCGCCGGCGGACCGAGGAUCCGCUAUGGCCAUUCUCGCCAUGGGUCCACUCGUUGGCCCGACCGUUGGUCCAAUCGCAGGUGGAUUCGUUACCCAGACUAUAGGCUUCAAAUGGGUCUUCGUCAUCAUCGCUGCAGUGUGCGGGGUCGCGUCUGUGAUCGGGAUUCCGUUCCUCAGAGAGUCGUACGCACCCGUGAUUAAGCUCCGCCUCGCGCGCAAGAACCGCAGCGCGGAGGACGCGCUUGGGCCGAAGGAGUCGAUCGCGCAGGGCUCGUGGCGCGACAAGCUGGCGCUGCUCUGGAUCAACCUCACGCGGCCCGCGAUCCUGCUCACGCGCUCGCCCAUCUGCCUCAUGCUGUCCAUGUACCUGGCGUUCAUCUACGGCACGUACUACCUGAUGUUCGCGACCUUCCCGGCGCUGUUCUCCGCCGUGUACGGGUUCGGGCCCGGCAUCGGGGGCCUGUGCUACCUCGGGCUCGGCGUCGGGUUCAUCGUCGGCAGCUUCGUGGGCGCGAAGUACGGGAACGAGAUGUACCAAUAUCUCGCGAAGAAGAAUGGUGGUGUUGGGAAGCCCGAGAUGCGCAUUCCGUCGCUGAUCCUGUGCUCGUUCUUCGUGCCCAUCGGCCUCUUCUGGUACGGUUGGUCGGCCCAGGCGAGGAUCCAGUGGAUCAUGCCGGUACGAACUGACGUUGGCAUAGGGAUCUUUGGCCUCGGCCUCAUGAUGGCGUACCUCUCCAUACAGCUCUACCUCGUCGACGCAUUUGAGUUCGCUGCAAGCGCGCUGGCGGCGUCCUCGGUAAGCACUUCCUGUCCCAUGUACGCUGCCUUGGGAGACGGGCCUGGAAACUCGUUGCUCGCCGGAUUGGCCAUCGUCAUCGGCAUCCCGUUCCCGAUCUACCUCUACUUCCGCGGAGAGCAGCUGCGCCAAAGGAGCAAGUAUUGA